AUGAUGGACCAGAUACUGAAUAAAGAUUUGGAUCAUAAUCAUCUGUACAAGAAUAUGUUGUUGGCGGAAGAGCGAGGAGUAAUUCCCGAGAUUGAAGUACUUCUGCUAGCUUUGAUUCCGUCGAUUUCAUGGUUAUUGUCUGAAAAUGUAUUUGUGUUCUACACGGACCGUCUAUACAUGGAGCAUCAAGCAGGUGCUCAAGCAAUGCUUCCACCUGGAACCAGAUGCGAUCAGUUCAUUCUUCAAAAGAUGUUGAGUGUCGGUGGAUUCGGACAGAUUUUUGAAGCAGGAACUAUUGGAAAUUCAAGAGAAAAAAGUGUUGUGAAAGUAGAAGCCAAGACGGCGAUGGUGCAGUGUUACUCGGGAAUUCAAACAAUUUUUUUUGAUUUUCAGUUCCAACUUUUAUACAAUGAAUGCGGAUGUAUCAAGAGUCUGAAUUCUGCAUACAAUCCAAAUGGCUUACUCGAAGCAACACCAUUUCUUCGUUUUCAUGGAUACGGUACUAUCGAUGGAUAUCGUUGGUUGGCUAUGGAGAAGUGUGGUUCUAAUUUGAGUGAUUUGAGAAAAGCGACACCAUUGAAUCGAUUCAGUAUUCCAACAUCAUUGUUCAUUCUCUCGAAAUUUAUUGAAGCUCUUCAAAUGAUGCAUACAAUUGGAUGGCUUCAUCGUGACGUGAAACCAGCAAAUGUUUGCAUUGGACUUCACUCGCCACGUCAUUUAUACUUGUUGGAUUUCGGGAUGAGUCGAAUUUAUGUGGAGAAGGACGGGACUAUCAAACCAAGACGAGUGACUGCUCCUUUCCGGGGAACUCUACGAUACGUCUCAGUUAAUAUUCAUCGUAGACAAGAUGCCAGUCGAUGGGAUGACAUUUGGAGUGCUUUCUACAUUGCCACUGAGAACAUGGUUGGUUAUUUGCCGUGGCGUCGAAUGGGAGAUACGAAAAAAGUGGAGGAUACAAAGGUUAUAUCUGAUCUAUCUCGUCUCAAAUAUGGAUCUGAAUCAGCAAGACCAAAUUGUAUGAGAGUAAUCGAAGAUUAUCUGAAUGUCUCUCAGAUCAAUCCAUCCUAUUUUUACGAGUCACCACCUUAUGAUUUGAUGCGUCGGGAAAUUGAUACUGAUCUUCGUCUUCGUGGUUACUCACUAUCAUCCGUUCGUCUCGAUUGGAUGACUGUACAGUAUGCCCCAACAUCUCAAUAUCACUUGAGCCCUUAUUCAAAUCAAAAUCGCAUGAUGACGCCUCAGAAAAUUCAGAAAAAAGUGGAUAGAAUGGAAAGAGAAUACGAAAGAUCUGUGUGCUUUUACUGA
Molecule: messenger RNA, 1305 nt
Organism: Caenorhabditis remanei
Lineage: Eukaryota; Metazoa; Nematoda; Chromadorea; Rhabditida; Rhabditidae
Exons: 6
Coding region: 1-1305 (434 amino acids)
Biological process (GO): signal transduction; peptidyl-serine phosphorylation
Cellular component (GO): cytoplasm; nucleus
Molecular function (GO): ATP binding; protein serine/threonine kinase activity
Source: RefSeq, a predicted model, not a curated record